AUGGCCAAUCCUCCUCACGGUAUGAACGCGCAGUUGCACAAGCGUGGUAUCCUCAAGGACCUCAUUGCCCGUGAUGCUCCUCGUCGCCAGGAGCUCAUUGACGAGGCCGAGAAGCUUCCUGCCAUUGUCCUCAAUGAGCGUCAGCUUUGUGAUCUCGAACUGAUCCUUAACGGAGGUUUCUCCCCUCUUGAGGGUUUCAUGAACGAGAAGGACUACAAGGGCGUUGUCGACAACAACCGUCUCGUCGAUGGCAACCUUUUCUCCAUGCCUAUCUGCCUUGAUGUCACACAGGAGAUCAUUGACGAAGUCAAGGCUAAGGCCGGUACACGCAUCACCCUCCGCGACUUCAGAGACGACCGCAACUUGGCCAUCAUCACCGUCGACGAUAUCUACCAACCUGACAAGAAGAAGGAGGCAAUCGAGGUCUACGGUGCUGAUGACGAAGCCCACCCGGCCGUCAAGUACCUGUACAGAACUGCUGGCGACUUCUGCAUUGGUGGCAAGAUCGACGCCAUUGACCGUCUGAUGCACUACGACUAUGUCGCUCUCAGAUACUCCCCUGCAGAGAUCCGUCUGCACUUUGACAAGCUCGGCUGGUCCAAGGUGGUCGCCUUCCAGACUAGAAACCCCAUGCACCGCGCUCACCGUGAAUUGACUGUUCGCGCUGCCCGCUCCCGCCAGGCCAAUGUCCUCAUUCACCCCGUUGUUGGUCUCACCAAGCCUGGUGACAUUGAUCACUUCACCCGUGUCCGUGUUUACCAAGCUCUCCUCCCCCGUUACCCCAACGGCAUGGCCGUCCUCGCCCUUCUCCCUCUGGCCAUGCGUAUGGCCGGGCCCCGUGAGGCUUUGUGGCACGCCAUUAUCCGCAAGAACCACGGUGCUACCCACUUCAUUGUCGGUCGUGAUCACGCUGGACCCGGCAAGAACAGCCAGGGUCAGGACUUCUACGGCCCUUACGACGCUCAGGACCUUGUUGAGAAGUACAGAGACGAGCUCGGCAUUGAGGUCGUUCCUUUCCUCCAGAUGACCUACCUCCCCGACUCGGACGAGUACCGCCCCAGAGACCAGGUCCCCAAGGAUGUCAGAACUCUCGAUAUUUCCGGUACCGAGCUCCGCCGUCGUCUGCGUAGCGGUGGUGACAUUCCCGAGUGGUUCUCAUAUCCCGAAGUUGUCCGCGUGCUGCGCGAGUCGCACCCGGCUCGCAACAAGCAGGGUUUCACCGUCUUCCUGACUGGUUACGCCAACAGCGGCAAGGACGCAAUUGCCCGUGCCUUGAACGUUACCUUCAACCAGCAGGGUGGCCGCACCGUAUCGCUUCUUCUCGGCGAGACUGUCCGCUCAGAGCUUAGCUCCGAGCUCGGCUUCAACAAGGAGGACCGCAACACCAACGUUGGUCGCAUCGGUUUCGUCGCCAGUGAGUUGACCAAGGCUGGCGCCGCCGUUAUUGCUGCACCUAUCGCACCCUUCCAGUCCAGCAGAAAGCACGCCCGCGAGCUUGUCGAGAAGUUCGGAUCUUUCUACCUCAUCCACGUUGCCACACCGCUCGAAGAGUGUGAGAAGACCGACCGUAGAGGUAUCUACGCCGCCGCUCGCCGUGGUGAGAUUAAGAACUUCACCGGCGUCGACGACCCUUACGAGACACCAGCCGAGGGCGAGGCCGACUUGACAGUUGAUUUGACCAAGAUCAGCGUGCGCACAGCUGUGCACCAGAUCGUCUUGCUCCUCGAGGCCGAGGGACUCUUGGACCAGCUCUAA
Molecule: messenger RNA, 1755 nt
Organism: Aureobasidium subglaciale EXF-2481
Lineage: Eukaryota; Fungi; Ascomycota; Dothideomycetes; Dothideales; Saccotheciaceae
Exons: 5
Coding region: 1-1755 (584 amino acids)
Biological process (GO): sulfur amino acid metabolic process
Cellular component (GO): cytoplasm
Molecular function (GO): sulfate adenylyltransferase (ATP) activity; adenylylsulfate kinase activity; ATP binding
Source: RefSeq, a predicted model, not a curated record